Molecule: messenger RNA, 5143 nt
Organism: Pungitius pungitius (ninespine stickleback)
Lineage: Eukaryota; Metazoa; Chordata; Actinopteri; Perciformes; Gasterosteidae
Gene: hmgxb3
Product: HMG box domain containing 3
Exons: 20
Coding region: 586-4368 (1260 amino acids)
Source: RefSeq, a predicted model, not a curated record
AACGUUGUUGAGAGUAGUUUGUAGAGCUUCGGGUCGUCGUAGGUAAGGCUUCAAUAAGAAGGCAUUUCAUUGGAUAACUCGCUGACUAUGCAAGCAGUAUAAGCACACGCUAUUAAACCUACUUUAAAGCAGGGAAGGACCAUGCAUGUUUCAUGUUUAUCCCAAGAGCCCUAUGCAUGACGGGUUUCCAUGAUGUUGUAUUUAGACGAAGACACUUUUGUGCUAUAUUCUCUUUACACGUAUUUACACCACGUUGUCAAGUUGGUCUUCUUUCUGUUGCUUGUACGGGACCAUGUAGCUCAGUUGUCCUUGUGUGGCUGAAAUGUGUUUCCCGGCUGAGCUAAGAUGAACUUCAGGGAAGCAGUAAUGUCAUUAAAGUACAGAUAAGGAAUGCUGGUCAUUCACGAAUUAGCAUAGUCUUAGGCAAAGCAAGUUUGAUCCCUGCAAUAAACUUUCAUGAAGUCUCAAACAUAAGCAACCAUCUAAUAUAAUACUAUUUUUAAAAGAUGUCCUGAGAUCAUAGAAAACGUGGAGGUGUUGGAAGUUGUGAACGUGACUGAGAAGCCGAAGAGCUACUGUAGUCAAAUGGAUGUGACUAUUCCAAAAAAGAGAAAGAGCAAAGCUCAAGAAGACAACGUGGAGAAGCCUAAGAAGCCUAGGUCGGCCUACCUGCUAUACUACUUUGACGUACAUCAGAUCAUGCAAAAGGAAGUCCCUAAUCUACCACAGUCGGAGAUCAACAAGAGAAUCAGUAAGAACUGGAAAAGGCUCAGCAUCGCCGAGAAAGGCUACUACCUGGAAAAGGCCAAGUCCGAGAAAGAGGGCACAGACACUUCGUCUCUCAGCCCCUCCAUAGACCUGCCAGGCUUCCGCAAAAUCCUCCCCCGAGCCAGUUACAUCCUCUUGUCCAAAGGCUGCUCCUCACAUCAGCAGCUGGUGGGUUCUCAGUCGGAGGUGAGCUUGGAGGCUCUGGACCCCUCAGUGGAGAGAGGCCCGCCUUGCAUCUCUCUCCCCCAGGAGCCCCACUUCACACCUCUUGAGUUGGCGAGUGAGGUGGAGCUUUCCGAGCAGCAGGUUGUUGUCGACGACAUAGCAGGGGAGACCGAAGUGGCGUCUAAUCCCACAGAACCCCAAGGCCUGGCUUUCUGCUCGUCCUCCUCAGUGUCAUGCAAAGCCCCGUCCUCUAGGAGCACCCUCAUCUCACAGGGCUGCCGUGGCCUUGUGGCCAAUGGGGUCACUCUGAAAGGAAAUGAAACCACAGUUACCGGUAUCGGUUAUGGUGGUCCGGUGGUGCAGCAGAUGCCGGGGGAAACGACACAUGUGGUUUCCAUCGUACCCACACAGAACCUGCUAGAGCCCAAGCCUUUGCCAGGGGUCAGCUCUGUGGGCCCAGUGAUGAUGGUCUCGGUCGGAGCCAGCACGGAACUAUGUGCCAAGCCGUCCUAUAAAAUGUGCGUUAAGACGUACACCCGCAGAGGUCGAGGGAGAUGUCUAAAUCCUGGAUGUUCAUUUGUCUAUGUCACACGCCACAAGCCACCAAAGUGUCCUGAAUGUGGAACCCACUUGGCAGGAAAAUGGAUACCUGCUGCAAAGAAGACGCAAGAGAAAGAACCCACGUCCAAGCAACUGCAACAGAAAGCUGAAACCAAGAUUAAUGACGGCUGCCAAGCAACACCUGCCCCGGUUCCGGAGGGCAAUGCAGAUGUCGUUGAAGCGGAUGUCACCGGGAGCAAAAAAGUACGUCCAGUUCAACGGUGCCCCAAAAAGCCGCGUGCAGUUCCUACUAAAAAGCCACCAGAGGGCGGCAGCACCAAGGAGCAGGAAAACACAAACCAGGUGAAAGGCAGCCUUCAGAGCACGACGGUCCAAGGUCCAGACAGAAGCAAUGCUGCCGUUCAAAAGAGGCCUGUGAGACCCAUCCUUCCUGCCUACUGCAACGCAGGCCGUGCUUUGUUCCAGAUUAUAACCGUCCCACCUGACAAAGGAAAGAGUCAGGGUGGAAACAACAACAGUUCAUCCACUGUGCCUUUAGAGAGUUUCUCAGGACUGAAACCCAGCACUUUGAAGCAGCUCGGCCAGACGCUCGCAACAUCCGGAUCAAAGCAGGACUCUUCUCUCCCUGCAGGUGGAAGCCAGUCUGUGUGUCCUUCGGUUGAUAAGGGAGUGAACAUCAUGUCAUUCGUCCCUUUCAAACAAAACACUGUUUCCAGCUUUGAUUUGGGACUGUCCACGGCUCGUGGAAGGGGGCGAUGUAAGAACCCGAGCUGUGACUACAUGUACAAGAACAGACACAAACCUGCAGUGUGCCCUAAAUGUGGCUGUGAGCUGACCCAGAGGAAGGCCAAGGGGACAAAGUCUGAGACUCUGCUCGAUCCGUACCAGGGACUGAGUCCCGCUCAGAAGGACAUCCAGCGGCAAAAUACCCUGCAGUUACUGCACCGUUCCAUGCAGAUUCCUGAGGGCGAGAUUGAGCUUCAGGAAAUGUUGACCCUCAUCCAGGAGCUCAACAGUCUCCAGAUCGUCCUGGUUCAACCCUGUGGGCAGGAGCACGAGGACAGCUUGGAGACGGCGACGGAGACCCUGGUGGAGUCCGGCUGGCCUCAGUUCUACGAGUCAGCAGCAACUCACUGUGGAUUGUGUAACUACCCUCUCUUCAAAGGAGAUCAGAGUACCAUCGCAGGACAAGAGGACUGCUGGCUGCUGACUGAGACACUAAUUCAGACGGCCACUCUUCAGCUCAAGGUGUGUCUCAAUGUUCAGUGUCUGGCUCUGCACAGCUUCACUGACCUACACCCAGGUUUGUUCAACAUUGGGAACAGACUGCUUGUAAGUAUCGACCUGUUUCUGAAGCUGAGGACUUGUAUCAAGCAGGGCCAAGCCCCCCCUCAGGCAGCCAGGACCAUACUAGACCACAACCCCAAUCACCCGGUCCACACUCUGAGUCCAGAGGAGACGGCUCAAAUUCAAGAGCUCCUCCUGAGUGGCUACUGGGCCUUUGAGUGUCUGACGGUGCGUGAUUACAACGACAUGAUCUGCGGCAUUUGUGGCGUUGCCCCUAAACUGGAGAUUGCGCAGCGAUACACAACCAAUGUCCUGGAGCUAAAAAACGUGGAGUUCACGUGGCCUGAGUUGUCCGUGUCAGAUGAGGUCCUCGUGGACGACUUCUGGCUGACCAUGGAAAGCGAGGCUAUCGAGCAAGCAACGUUCCCCACGGACAUCCCCAUCACGCGAGUGGAUGCUUCUAUCAUCGCUCCCUUCAUUCCCCCCCUGAUGAGGAGCCCCGCCGUCAUCAACACAGAGAAGAACAAGGUCGUACCCCGCACACCGCCCUCAGGAGAUCCUUCAGUUUUGGUGCGUCUCAUUCACGAUGGUCAGCUGAGACUCGAUAAGAUUGAGGAUCACAGUGAGAGCGAGCUGAGAACGAUUCUGGACCGCUGCGCCGCGGGUGUCACCCCAGACUCCACUAAGAAGGAGCUCCUGGCGUCCCUGAUCUCCUUGUACACACUUGUUCAUGGAGGCCUCUCCACGGCCCCUCCGCCCCCUCCACACCUCACCGCUGGCAAGCUGUCCAAGGUCUGCCCCCACAAGGUGGUGUGCGGCUCCAAGUACUUGGUGCGAGGUGAGACGUCUCGAGACCACGUGGACCUGCUGCUGUCCUCCCGCUACUGGCCCCCUGUCUAUGUUAGCGACUGUCCCCGCCAGGUGGCGCUGUGUGCCGACAUUCAGUAUCCAGAACAGGCCACCCAGAUGUGGGGAAGGAACCAAGGGUGCUUCUCUGACCCUUUUGAAAAACCAGCGUUUGUGUCAUGUGCUGAGCUACAAGAGCAGCCGUACAGCGCUGACCUCUCGUGGGUAGCAGAGAACCAGCAAGUCCACCCCAUCACCAAAUCAUCCAGCUGCUGGCUGGUUCAUCCUCCCGGAGCAGCCCAGGAGGCCCCGGCUCUCUCCUCAGACCACCACUCGAUGGUGCUCUGCAGGGAUCUGGAGCCCUACGUCCACCUGUUGGCUGAGCUGGAGAAAGAAGGGAAUGACGACGACGCUGACGAAGAACAGAAAGCCGAGGGGGACUCCGCUGAGGACUCCGAGGUCUGCUACUCGGUCAGCCGCGCGCGCCGCCAACCCGUGGUUUUCAACAACACGGCUUAUUACUACCUGUACAACCGCCUGGUAGAUUUCCUCACCAGCAGGGACAUCGUGAGCCAGCAGAUCAACCAAGUGGUGAAGGCCUGCCAACCGGGGGAGGUGGUGAUCAGGGACGCUCUGUACCGACUGGGCGUGGCCCAGAUCAACACGGAGAGAGAGGAAGACGAGGGGAGUGGAGCGGAGGGACAGACGCAAGAGACAUACGAGGUUGAGCUUCCUCAAUAAAAAAAUAAAGAAUAGUUCAGGAUGGACAUGAGGAAGAAUGAGGUUCUGCAAAAAGAGAAGCAAGUACGACGGGAGUUUCUAGGCGUCGCGGUGCUUUCCACAUCAGUGGGGGGGGAUGAACUUCCUUUAAACUAGCCUGUGCAACGGUAGAAAUGAUGAUGCAGAGAAAAAUAAUCCGUAGUGAAUACACCCAAAACAGGUAUUAUUCAAUUGCAUUCUUAGUUAUCUCUGACUACAGUAACAGUGAGUGUGGGACUUAAUAAAAGGCAAAAUGAUAGAGAGUGAAUGUCAGAAUUAUUUUUUCAAAUGACUAAAGGAAUGUAACAGUAUCUUUUUCAUUUACCACUGUGGAGACUUUAAAAAAGUAAAAGUGUAGAUAAAGGUGAUGUUUCCUGUGAUUUAAAGAAUGUAAACAGGAUUUUAAAAGCUCUUCUAAUUCAAGUUGGAAUGUAUUUAUUAUACGAAUAUAUUACAUUGCAUUUAUAUUCCAUCUUAUGUCAUGAAACCAUUGUGUUUUCACCUCUCCUUGUGAGAGGAUGGUAAAUGUUUCGCCUUCGAUUGUACUGAACUGAGUGUGGACCUCUAGGCCUUCGCCUUAUUUUUUUAUCAAGGUUUCUUCUCAACGGAGAUCCGUUUAAGGGCGCAUUCGAUCAAUAUUCUUAAUUCCACUAAUCGACAUUCAGCCUUUGAGAAUGAAGGAAAAUAUUACCUAGAUUUGCCGGCAUGAGUUGCUUUUAGAGAGAUUAUUUUUCAAUAAAAUCAAAUUGAUAAUGGA